GUCCACGUUUUUAUCUCUUUGUGUAAUUAAUAAUCAAAUCGAUAGCUAUUUAGUACAUUUUUUUCCCUGUGCAUUCGUGACACAUUCGCACGCGCUUCUCGGUUGGCAGAGUCAACGUCCUCGGCGGACGGAUGGUUGCAGCAGGGGGAGGAUGCACUGUACCCGCUUAUCAGACAACCGGCUAUAAAAGCGAAUCUCCACCGGCGAGUGCGUCUCAGAUAUAGAAGAAAUCGCGUCCAAUCAAGUUACAUUCGAAACACACACAGAACACAAUGUCGCACACCGGCAGCCAGAGUUUUAACUUGGAUGCGGUGGCCAUUGGAGGUCCGUUUCAAUGUGGAAAUGGCACUGCUCCUGCUCCUCCAGCCAUCGGAUUGUGGAGUGGAAUGGUCUCUGUCCUCUUGCAAUCCCUCCUCUCCGCCCAAUGCCUGGUUUCACCUGCCAGCCACUGGCCAGCGGACUACCGGGGGGACUUGAGUCAACCCUAUGACUUUGUGGUCAUCGGAGCCGGAUCUGCAGGAUCUGUGGUGGCCAGUCGACUCAGCGAGAAUCCCCAAUGGAAGGUUCUCGUCCUGGAGGCGGGCGGAGAUCCACCCGUCGAAUCUGAGUUGCCGGCAUUAUUUUUUGGCCUUCAGCACUCGGACUUCACCUGGAAUUACUUCACCGAACCGAGUGACAAAUCCUGUCAGGCCAUGAGGGAUGGUCGCUGCUAUUGGCCGCGUGGCAGGAUGCUGGGAGGAUCCUCAGGAGCCAAUGCCAUGCUGUAUGUCCGAGGCAAUCGCAGGGAUUUCGAUGGCUGGGUGGCAAUGGGAAAUAGCGGCUGGAGCUAUGACGAUGUCUUGCCCUUCUUUGAACGAUCCGUGACGCCGCAGGGAAACGCCACAUAUCCCAAGGGCUAUGCUACGAUUGGUGCCUUUGAGCGACAGGAUGAUGCAAUUCAUCAGAUGAUCAUCGAGGGCGGUCGUGAGUUGGGAUUGCCGUACGUUGAGCGAUUCCAGGAGGGCAGUGAGACGGGCUAUUCGCAUGUGCCGGGAACCGUGAGACAAGGCCAAAGGAUGAGCACGGCCAGGGGUUAUUUGGGUACGGUAUACCGAACCCGACCCAAUCUUCAUGUGGUGAAGAAUGCCAGGGUGACGCAACUGCAUUUGGAUGAUGAUACCUUGAGGGGGGUCACCUUCGAAAAGGCCGGAGUUAGCCACCAAGUGGCGGUCACCAAGGAAGUUGUGCUCUCUGCCGGAGCCAUCGAUUCACCAGCUCUGCUCCUGCGUUCCGGCAUUGGUCCCACUCAGCAUUUGGAGGACUUGGGCAUACCCGUGCGGCUGGAUCUCCCAGGCGUUGGAGGCAACCUGCAGGAUCAUGUGCUUGUGCCACUCUUUUUGCGACUCGACGAGGGUCAAGCCGAGGCAGUCACCGAGAAGGGCAUGCUGGAUGGCAUAUAUCAGUACCUAAUCCAUCGCAGUGGACCUUUGGCCACUCACAGCACCGCCUCCCUGGUGUCCUUCAUCAACACCAAUGCGAGUAGCAGAAGUGUCUAUCCGGAUACGGAGAACCAUCACCUGUUCUUCCGUAGAGCCGAUCAUGCAUCACUGGAAAUGUUCACCAAAGGCUUGUCCUUCCAAGAGAAAUAUGUUCAGCCCCUGCAGGAAUACCUUAAGGAAUCGCAUCUUCUCUGUGUUUUCGUGCUACUCUCGCAUCCCUUGGCUAAAGGUGAACUGCGACUGAGGAGUCGAGAUCCGAAGGAAGCGCCCGCCCUGACCAGUAAUUACCUAACGGAGGAGCAGGAUGUGGCCACAUUAUUAAGGGGCAUACAUUAUAUAGAAUCCCUAGAGCAGACCAAAGCCUUUCGGGAUCAUCGCGCCGAAAUUGCUCGCAUUCCCAUCGCGGAGUGCGAUCAUCUGACUACCGACUACCGCAGUGAGGAGUACUGGCGAUGCUAUGCCAAAUAUUUCACCAUUACCUGUUACCAUCAAUCGGGCACCGUGAAAAUGGGCCCCGCCUCCGAUUCCGAGGCCUGUGUGAGUCCACGGCUGCGGGUCCAUGGAUUGAGUAACCUUCGGGUGGCGGAUGCCAGUGUUAUGCCAUCGGUGGUCAGUGCCAAUACGAAUGCGGCCACCGUGAUGAUCGGCGAAAGGGCAGCUCAUUUCAUCCGCGAGGAUCACGACGGCACCGAAAGUGGCAGCGAUGGAGGUCCCUCGGUGCCGCACAUGCAUGCGGAUGAUUUCUAGUUCUUUAGUUUUAGUAAUUCCAAGCACAGAACAUCACAACUGGCAACUUGUCAACAAAUUGUUGAUUUCAAAGUGAAGUACAUAAAGUACGUAACGGUUGUACAAUCACGAUAGGGGUACUUUUACCCCCUUUUUUUCUUUAUAAAAUAAGAUCAAAGAUGUUGCUCAAAAAUGUUAUUAAAAGUACAAAAAUUAUGCAUAAGUUACUAUUUUUGAUUUUUUUUUUUGUUUUUUCUAAGCCAAAUUUGUUUACACAUUAGUAAGUUGGUAACUCAACUUAAUAUAUGCUUUUAUGUUUGAGGUAUGGUUGUUGAAUAAAAAUAAUAAUGAAAACAAUA
Drosophila gunungcola (fruit fly) is the source of this 2563-nucleotide messenger RNA. RefSeq names its product glucose dehydrogenase [FAD, quinone]. The transcript is spliced from 2 exons. The record is from RefSeq and is a predicted model, not a curated record. Bases 273 to 2225 code for a protein of 650 amino acids. NCBI's taxonomy places the organism in Eukaryota, Metazoa, Arthropoda, Insecta, Diptera, Drosophilidae. Gene Ontology annotation, molecular function: flavin adenine dinucleotide binding; ecdysone oxidase activity.